Messenger RNA from Exserohilum turcica Et28A, 882 nucleotides. RefSeq lists its product as uncharacterized. NCBI's taxonomy places the organism in Eukaryota, Fungi, Ascomycota, Dothideomycetes, Pleosporales, Pleosporaceae. The record is from RefSeq and is a predicted model, not a curated record. The coding region runs from base 1 to 882 and encodes 293 amino acids. The transcript is spliced from 3 exons.
AUGGCCUCCAACAGGCGCCACGAACUUCUGCUCGACCUUCUAAGCGACGAAGUGGCAAUACAGGCAAUUCUUGCAGAGUCUGAAAUGCAUAAUCUUAUUACUGAGAUUCAAAAAGGAGCCAUUAAAACACCUUACCGGCAUUUAGUCGGGGAAGGUACUGUAGUAUCAGAUGAUAUAGAUGAGCCAAGGGCAAAUGGAGAACCGCGAAGCCACAUCCAGCAUUACCUGACGGGCGCAAGGCCACUGCCUAUACGUACGAAAAGCAGGACCAGUUCUUGGAGUCGUUUCACGAAGAUCAAAGAGCUGAAGAUCUCUGACGUUGUUCUCGAGCACAUAGAAACCCACGGCACCAAAGCUAUCCCGUUCUUCUCUCGUGAAGCAAUGUCGCACGGAGUGGAGAAGCUCGACGACAAGAAGCUCAGUGACGCUUUCACUAUCUGCUAUCGCAAUACGAGUCAGCUCAAGCAGAACAUCGAGACUGAUCGGAUCCUGCGAUGCUGCGACCAGGAUCCAGGUCUUACGGCGGCCAAGGCAACUAAGGACGUGUAUGAGUGGUGUGAUAACGGUGCGAAGCCAAACGUAUUCGUUUCCCAAUUCAGUCCAGGCUGCAUCUUCGUACUUGCGAACCAACUAUCCGCGAAUUUCAUCAAGAAAAACAAGAUAGCGCGAUCUGGGACGAAACUCAAGGCAGCGGUGAGCUACCUUGAGUUUAUGCUCCAAUUAAGUGUCAUGCUGAAGACACCAAAGGCUGGAAAGCUAGGCGAGGCUAUACGAGAGUUCCUCAUCCGUCCAUUUCGUCAGAAACACGAAGGGAUUGACCUGCCUGCUGCUACUUCUAAAGGCGUGCAGCAACCCAGCAGUGCUGGAGGGGAGGAUGAGUAG